Halteromyces radiatus is the source of this 2366-nucleotide messenger RNA. RefSeq names its product sulfate transporter family-domain-containing protein. Gene Ontology annotation, molecular function: sulfate transmembrane transporter activity. Lineage: Eukaryota; Fungi; Mucoromycota; Mucoromycetes; Mucorales; Cunninghamellaceae. Gene Ontology annotation, cellular component: membrane. The transcript has 8 exons. Gene Ontology annotation, biological process: transmembrane transport. The coding region runs from base 48 to 2333 and encodes 761 amino acids. The record is from RefSeq and is a predicted model, not a curated record.
CCUUUUUUAUUUAUACUUUUUUUUUUUUUGAUACUUCAUAUAUUUUCAUGAUGACAAGAGAAAAACAAGAAGAACUCUUUGUCGAUUAUGAACAAGUAUCUUAUAAACAAGAAACUGAACGGUUUUUGAAAGAGUUACCUCAUUAUACUCAAGAAUAUGUGGUGGGCCUUUUUCCUAUAGCCUCAUGGAUUAGACGAUAUAAUCUUUUGUGGAUGGUACGUGAUCUUAUUGCUGGUAUUACAGUAGGUAUCGUAGUUGUACCUCAAUCUAUGGCUUAUGCAAAAAUCGCUAUGUUACCUCCUCAAUAUGGUUUAUAUACUGCUUUUGUUGGUCUUUGUGUCUAUUGUUUAUUCGCAACUUCUAAAGAUAUUUCUAUUGGUCCUACUGCUGUCAUGUCAUUAUUAGUUGGUCAAACCAUUACACGUAUCACUGCUGAAUCAUCCACAAUUACAGCAACUGAAAUUGCAGUUGCAUUUUCAUUAUUGACUGGUGCUAUUGCUAUGUUUCUUGGUCUAGUGCGACUUGGUAUCUUGGUGGACUUUAUUCCAGCUUGUUCUAUUGCUGGCUUUAUGACAGGUUCGGCUAUUACGAUUACAAUUGGUCAAUGGCCUAAAUUAUUCGGUAUAAAGAAUAUCAACACUCAAGAUUCAACCUACCUCAUUUUUGGCAACUUUUUCAAGAAUUUACCAAACACAAAAAUAGAUGUCGCCUUUGGAUUGGUUAGUUUAGUUUGGCUCUAUGGUGUCCGAUAUGGCUGUCAAUAUCUUUCCAAACGCUAUCCCAAAUAUAGCACACAUCUCUUCUUCUUUAGUAUUAUGCGUAAUGGUAUUCUUGUCAUCGUUGGUACUUUGAUUGCCUUCCUCAUCAAUAUUGGUAAAACCACUUCGCCCAUUAGUAUUCUCAAAACGGUUCCUGCUGGUUUCCAGGCCAUGGGUGUACCUCGUAUCGAUGGUGAUGUCGUCAGUUCUAUUGCCUCUUCUUUACCUUCUGGUGUGAUCAUUUUGAUUUUGGAACACGUUGCUAUUGCAAAAUCUUUUGGUCGGAUCAAUAACUAUACUAUUAAUCCUGAUCAAGAAAUCAUCGCUAUUGGUUUUACAAAUAUUUGGGCUUCUUUCUUUGGUGCCUAUCCAUCUACUGGAUCAUUCUCUCGUACUGCUAUUAAAGCUAGAUCUGGUGUCAAAACUCCCAUUGCUGGUAUUUUUUCUGCUCUUGUUGUGGUGCUCGCUUUAUAUGCUUUGACUCCUGCUUUCUAUUAUAUUCCUGAUGCUGUUUUAUCUGCAGUUGUGAUCCAUGCUGUGGCUGAUCUUGUGUCUGGACCUAGUUACAUCAAACGUCUUGCUUCAGUCAGUCUUUGGGAAUUAUUUGUAUUUGUGGUGACGGUGAUAGUGACCUUCUUCACUACGGUUGAAUAUGGUAUCUAUGCCUCUGUCGCAUUAUCUAUUGUCAUCCUCCUCUUCCGUAUUGCUCGACCUCGAUUCUGGGCAUUGGGACGUGUACCACUUGCAUCUGAUCUACCAAAAGCUGCUGAUGACAAAUCAUGCACUUCAUCUCAGCAACGUUAUCUUUAUGUACCUCAAAAUCAUCCUUCCUUGGGCAAAUUGGUGGAACCCUUACCUUCUGGUGUACUUAUGUGCCGUGUAGAUGAAUCCUUUACUUAUCCCAACUCUGGUUAUAUCUCGGACAAGAUCAUCGCAUACUGCAAGGAAAAUACUCGACGUGGAGGUGCUAUAUUGACCAAAGGUGACCGUGCUUGGAAUGAUGAUGCCAAUCCAGAAGUGGAAGCUGCUCGUGAACAAUUACCUUUACUACAUGCACUUAUUUUGGAUGUGGCUGGUGUGAACCGUCUUGAUUCAAGUGGUCUCCAAGCUGUAGUCGAUGCACAAGCCGCUCUGAAUCGAUUUGCUGGUCAUCAUGUGGAAUUCCAUUUUGUUAAUAUUGUCCAUCCUGCUAUUAGGCGAGCUCUGAUUGUAGCCGGCUUUGGUACUCAGCCUAUUCCUGGUCGUGAAGGUCAAGAAAUUUUACCUGUGGUCCCUGCUUCCAAGGAUGGUCCUCAACCACAACGACAACAACAACAACAAGAAGAAAUAGAACAGCGACCUCGUGAUUUGGAAGAACAAAAUUACAGUUCAGGCGAUGAUGAUGAAAAACCUCAACAAAUUGAAUCCGCCCCAUCCUUUCAUUCCAAGGCUGAAUCCACCACUACUUUGUCCAAUCCUAUUCCUUUACCCAAAGAUGUGUAUCCCUUCUUCCAUUGGAGUGCUGAUGAUGCCGUCAAUGCAGCUGUUCGAACUUUGUCUGUACGAUUAUCUUUACAACAACAAGUAGAUCAAUGAAAACAUUCCUGGUCUUUUAUUUAUUUAUUUAUU